ACAUUACCAGUCAAAAGUUUAGACACACCUACUACUCAAGGGUUAUUCUUUAUUUUUACUAUUUUAUACAUUGUAGAAUAAUAGUGAAGACAUCAAAACUAUGCAAUAACACAUUUGGAAUCAUGUAGUAACCAAAAAAGUGUUAGACAAAUAAAAAUGUAUUUUAUAUUUGAUAUUCUUCAAAGUAGCCACCCUUUGUCUUAAUGGCAGCUUUCUUCACGUUUGGCAUUAUCUCAACCAGCUUCAGUUAUUUUUAUUCGACGGCCCGCCAUUAAAGCUAGUUAAAAGAGUAAAAUUAUGCUUUUUCAGCAUGAAUGGAGGAUGCUUUAUGUAGGACCCGGUCCACGGACGACACAGAGUUUGUACUGUCUUUGGUAUUACUACUAGGCACAUCAACCCUAGACGAUAGUGCAGAUCUGGCGCCCGCUAUCGUCUGCCUAGGCUACUUUACAACUAGGCUAUUCCAUACACUUCCACACAGAGCAGUUUAGCACACCAUCAUACACAUGUGUCAUAUUAGCUAUUGUACGCCUGUUUCAUCGAAUAAAAAUGCGUUAUUCACUGGAACGUUCAAAGAUAUUGUAAUACAUAAAUACAUAACCAUAGCAUUCUGAAAAAGAGGGCGGAACUUUCAUACCGAUCAUGUAUCAGUGUCGGAACACAAUGUGUGACGGACCCAGGCUUGAUGUUGUAUACACGUGAGAUCCUGGAAAAGUUUCAAGAGCGAGCUGAAUGGCAUUUUGUCUUUAACGUUUAUGCGCCAGACAUUACCAUCAUUUCUACGUAUUGACACGAGCUACGUGCCGUAAGAUGGGGCGACUGAGGAAGAGGCAUAACUGGAAGGGACGGGAGCAGAACGAGACACAUCCACCUCCAGAGGCCAAGGAGGAGGGGAAGACUGUUGUAGUGGAACUCAAAGACGGGGCCAACCUAAAGGGGGUGGACGAGAGCAAUGCCCUGGUCCUCCCAGCCACCAAAGCCAAGAAGAAGAGGGGCAUUGAGAAGGCCCUUACUAAGAAACAGCCCCUUACCAAGAAACAGAGGAAACAUCUACAAAAAGUCCUGGAGGUCAAAGAGAAGAAAGCCAAGAGAGUAGACAUCCUGGCCAAACUGGCUGAAGUGCAGCUGCCUGACUCUGAGCUGAAGCUGCUCUACACCACCUCCAAAUUGGGCACAGGAGACAAGCAGUACCAGACCAAACAGACUCCUGAUGAGGUAGAUGACGGAGCCUCAGGACCCAGGAUCAGCAGCCUGAGUGGAGCCAACAGGAAGAGGAAACGAAGAGCACGGGAGGAAGUGAAGGCAGAAGAGGAGAGUAGUGAUUUGGACUCAUCUGAUGAAGAGAUGGAUGAUGGAGGGAUGGGAAAUAGAAGGGUGGAGGACACUAAUGUCUCAGAAUCUAAAGAGCCAGCCUCCUCCUGUCAGGAGAAAGAGGUGAAAAAGGAAAAGAAAGAAGAGAAAAAGGAGACGAGCGAGGACUCGGGCCCUGCCCGGGCCUCCAGUAAAAAGCCAUCCGAGCCAGCAAUCUUCAUCUCCGUGGACAGACUGCCAGAGAUACAGGAGGCCCGUCUGAGGCUGCCAGUGCUGGCUGAGGAGCAAGUGAUCAUGGAGGCGGUCAGAGAGAACCAUUUUGUCGUUCUGUGUGGAGAGACAGGAAGUGGUAAAACCACCCAGGUACCCCAGUUCUUGUACGAGGCUGGAUAUGCCAGUGGCACUGGAAUCAUUGGUGUGACAGAGCCUAGGAGAGUGGCAGCUGUCAGUAUGUCCCACAGAGUGGCCAAAGAGAUGAACCUGUCUACAGGGGUAGUGUCGUACCAGAUCCGUUAUGAGGGGAAUGUGACCAGUGACACCAAGAUUAAGUUCAUGACAGACGGAGUCCUGCUGAAGGAGAUUCAGAAGGACUUCCUGCUCCAGAGGUACAGUGUGAUCAUCAUAGAUGAGGCCCAUGAGAGGAGUGUGUACACAGACAUCCUGAUUGGCCUACUGUCACGCAUCGUACCACUCAGAAACAAGAAAGGCCUCCUCAUGAAGCUGAUAGUGAUGUCAGCUACUCUGCGUGUGGAGGACUUCACAGAAAACAGGAAGCUGUUUCCUACUCCUCCUCCCGUCAUCAAGGUGGAGGCCCGUCAGUUCCCUGUAAGCGUCCACUUUAACAAACGGACUCCUCUGGAGGACUACACUGGAGAGGUGUUCCGCAAGACCUGUAAGAUCCACCGCAUGCUGCCCCCUGGGGGUAUCCUGGUGUUCCUGACGGGUCAGGCUGAGGUCCACUCUGUCUGCAGGAGACUGAGGAGGGCUUUCCCUUUCAGGAGGGGCAACACAGCUACUGGUGAGGGAGAGGAGGCAGCAACAGACUCCUCAGAUGAGAUAAAGAAGUUUAAGAAAGCCAAACAUAAGAGAACUGUGUCCCUGCCCCGUAUUGACCUGGAUAACUACUCAGCGUUGCCGGUGGAUGAGGGGGACGAGGACCGUCUGGCGGGGAUAGAUGAUGAGGGGUCAGACCUGGAACUAGGAGACGACGCUGCAGACACGGAGGAGAAGGCGGACCCGUCCCUCCCUCUUUAUGUCCUCCCCCUCUACUCUCUCCUGGCUCCAGAGCAGCAGGCCAAGGUGUUCCGGCCCCCUCCUCAUGGUGCACGUCUGUGUGUCGUGGCUACCAACGUAGCAGAAACCUCUCUAACCAUCCCGGGGAUAAAGUAUGUGGUCGACUGCGGUCAGGUCAAGAAGCGCUUCUACGACCGCGUCACGGGGGUCUCCUCCUUCAAGGUCUCCUGGACCUCACAGGCCUCAGCCAAUCAGAGGGCAGGCCGGGCAGGCCGUACCGAACCUGGACACUGCUAUAGGCUGUACUCAUCAGCGGUGUUUGGAGACUUCAGUCUGUUCUCGGAGGCAGAGAUCACCCGCAGGCCAGUUGAGGACCUGGUAUUACAGAUGAAGGACCUUAACAUAGACAAGGUGGUCAACUUCCCAUUCCCCACAACUCCCUCGGCUGAGGCGCUGGUGGCAGCAGAACAGUUACUGGUUUCACUGGGAGCACUAGAGGAGCCGCCGCGCACCGGACGGGUUAAGGAGAUGGAGCGAGCGCGUCUGAGCUGUCCCAUCAGCCCCUUGGGCAGGGCAAUGGCGUCGUUCCCCGUGUCACCACGCUACGCUAAGAUGCUGGCGCUAGGGAAGCAGCAGGACUGUCUGCCUUACGUCAUCGCUGUGGUGGCCGCCAUGACGGUCCGGGAGAUCUUUGAGGAUCUGGACAGACCUGCUGGUAGUGAGGAUGAGAGCUCCAAGCUGGCCCAGCGUCGAGCCCGGCUGGCCCAGAUGAGGAGGCUGUGGGCUGGGCAGGGAGCCUCUCUACUGCUGGGGGACCUCAUGGUCCUGCUGGGUGCUGUGGGUGCGUGUGAGUUUGCUGGCUGCACUUUUAAAUUCUGUGAGGAGAAUGGACUGAGGUAUAAAGCCAUGCUGGAGAUCAGACGACUUAGAGGACAGCUCACCAACGCAGUGAACUCAGUGUGUCCAGAGGUGGGUGUGUUUGUGGACUGUAAGAUGGCUCCACCUACUGAGAGCCAGGUGGUGUGUUUACGUCAGAUAGUGCUGGCGGGACUGGGAGACCACCUCGCCAGACGGGUACAGCAAGAGGAACUACUAGACCCAAAAUGGAGGAAUGCAUACAAGACCCCACUCCUGGAUGAGCCAGUCUACAUCCACCCCUCCUCAGCCCUGUUUAAAACUCUACCUCAGUUUGUGGUCUAUCAGGAGGUCUUGGAGACCACCAAGAUGUACAUGAGAGGUGUGUCAGCGGUAGAACCAGAGUGGGUUCCCCAGCUCCUCACCCAGUACUGCCAUUUUGGAUCUCCUCUGGAGACCCCGUUGCCAUGGCUCUGUGCCUCUACAGGCAGGGUCAAAUGUCACUGUACCAGCACCUUUUUCCGAUGUGGCUGGCAGCUUCCUGCUAUAGAGAUGGAUUACCCAGAUGGCCUGGAGCGAUACAAACUGUUUGCCAGAUUCCUUCUGGAAGGACAGGUCUGCCCUAAAUUGAAGCAGCACAGCAGUUAUCUUCUCUCAAACCCUUCCAUCAUGAUGAAGACCUGGGCAAAACUCCAGCCCAGGACUGAGGCUCUGCUGGGAGCUUUGGUGUCAGAGAGAGUGGACUGCAGAGACGUACUGCUCUCAUCUUGGAAGAACAACGACAAAUUCCUCUUGACUGCGUACUGCCAGUGGAUCCCUGAAGCUAAGCACCAAGUCGUGGCCAAGAGCUGGCCUCCCAUCUGACACAGAGGACACUGAUACCAGCUUUGCAGCUUGCCAAACCAGCCAUACCAACACAGUGCCAUCAACACAACCCCAUUACCCAUACCAGGGAGCCAGUUAUCCAUACCUCAGCCAGCCACACAGGACCUUUUGGCUGUUCUGUUCAGGGGAAGGGCUAAUAUUUCACUUGGACCAUGUGUCCUUCUCUGGUUGUGCUUUGAUACAUUUUUAAUACUGCUUAUUUGUGCUAGUCUGAAACUGAUGAUUAGAAGGAGAUUUGAUCAAUGUUGGACAGAAUGAAAAUCCCAAAAUCUUUUUGAAGAUUAAGCCUUAGACUCUUACCACGCAGUUGACACCCUAAAUAAAUACAAGGCUUUAAAAAAAAAAUGUCUUUAUUGAAGUGAAUUUAUUAGUGUUUCCUGAAGAUUUCUUGCAUAGUCUUACUAUCAUAUUUAUUUCCCUCGCUCUAGUGCUUAAAGGAGUUAAGCUAUGAGUAUGAAACUUCUAGGUGCAGACCUCCUGAACUUAGAUUGCUUGAGAAAAUAUUUUGUAUAGCAUUUAUACUUUAACAAUAUGUAAAAUGUUCUCCAAUGUAUUUCAAUGGCAAAAAAGGGCCAUAAACAAAGUAUCUCUUUCACCGUUUUCAGACUAUCAACUCCAAACCAACGUUGAGAUGUUCAGACUGACCCUACUUAGAUUGCUUGUCAAAGGGUUUUUGAUACUAUUUAGGACUCUGUUCAGUCUAUUGCUGAAGCGUUACAGAUUGCGCGAUUGAAAUUAAAAGGUCAUUUCCGUCUCCCCUAACGGGGUAACAUUGCUUAUAAAUUUCAAUCAUGCUGUAACUUCUGCAAUAUGGAUUGAAUGUACUUUUAAACUAUAACCAUUUUAAAUGAAUUGCCUGUUUGAAUGAGAACCAUUAAAAAUAGUGGUAGCUAUUCAAAAUGGUCAUGCUCUUUGGCCAAUUAGGCAACAAAACCAAGUUUAAAACAUUCAGGCUAUCCUAACUUCAAAUGUUCUAACAUGGAUACAGUGCUUCCAGAAAGUACUUAGACCCCUUUACUCUUCCAUAUUUUGUUACGUUACAGCCUUAUUCUAAAAUGGAUUCAAUAGUUUUAUUUCUCAAUCUACACGCAAUAUACCCCAUAAUGACAAAGCAAAAACAGGUUUUUAGAAAUGGAAAUAUCACAUUUACAUAAGUAUUCAGACCCUAUACUCAGUACUUUGUUGAAGCACCUUUGGCUGCAAUUACAGCCUUGAGUCUUGGGUAUGAUGCUACAAGCUUGGCACACCUGUAUUUGGGGGGGUUUCUCUCAUUCUUCUCUGCAGAUCCUCAAGCUCUGGCGGGUUCGAUGGGGAGUGUUGCUGAACAGCUAUUUUCAGGUCUGUCCAGAGAUGUUGGAUUGAGUUCAAGUCCGGGCUCUGGCUGAGCCAUACAAGGACAUUCAGAGACUUAUCCCAAAGCCACUCCUGUGUUGUCUUUGCUGUGUGCUUAGGGUCAUUGUCCUGUUGGAAGGUGAACCUUUGCCUCAGUCUGAGGUCCUGAGUGCUCUGGAGCAGGUUUUCAUCACAGAUCUCUGUACUUUCAUCUUUCCCUCGAUCCUGACUAGUCUCCCAGUCCCUGCCGCUGAAAAAUAUCCCCACAGCAUGAUGCUGCCACCAUGCUUCACUGUGGGGAUGGUGCCAGGUUUCCACCAGGUGUGAUGCUUGACAUUCAGGGCAAAUAGUUCAAUCUUGGUUUCAUCAGACCAGAGAAUGUUGUCUCAUGGUCUGAGUCCUUUAGGUGCCUUUUGGCAAACUCCAAGUGGGCAGUCAUGUGACUUUUACUGAGGAGUGGCUUCUACUGAGGAGUGGCUUCUGUCUGGCUACUCUACCAUAAAGGCCUGAUUGGUAGAGUGCUGCAGAGAUGGCUGUCAUUCUGGAAGGUUCUCCCAUCUCUGCAGAGGAACUCUGG
Messenger RNA from Salvelinus fontinalis (brook trout), 6193 nucleotides. It is a transcript of the gene dhx37, whose product is annotated as DEAH (Asp-Glu-Ala-His) box polypeptide 37. Gene Ontology annotation, biological process: maturation of SSU-rRNA from tricistronic rRNA transcript (SSU-rRNA, 5.8S rRNA, LSU-rRNA). Gene Ontology annotation, molecular function: ATP binding; RNA binding. The coding region runs from base 811 to 4263 and encodes 1150 amino acids. Gene Ontology annotation, cellular component: intracellular anatomical structure; nucleolus. Lineage: Eukaryota; Metazoa; Chordata; Actinopteri; Salmoniformes; Salmonidae. The transcript has 26 exons. The record is from RefSeq and is a predicted model, not a curated record.